Molecule: messenger RNA, 1434 nt
Organism: Penicillium diatomitis
Lineage: Eukaryota; Fungi; Ascomycota; Eurotiomycetes; Eurotiales; Aspergillaceae
Product: IQ calmodulin-binding motif protein
Exons: 5
Coding region: 1-1434 (477 amino acids)
Molecular function (GO): protein binding
Source: RefSeq, a predicted model, not a curated record
AUGACUGCAGCUAUGAUGCCAGCUUCAGUAGAGCAAGAGCCACACAACUCGCCCGCUACGCAUCAAAAUGCCACGACUGACGUCACGCCCGCUUCUAACCCAGAGCAAGCAGCGCGUACGAUUCAGAGAACUUACCGUGGGUACCGCACUCGUCGCGAACUCGGUGGCUGUGGGAUUGCUGCCCCCUCUCGAUGGCUCCAGACCCUAGAUAUUGCCCGUCAGCAGCGCAUUGAUAAUGCGACACCACCCGAAAUCAGUUCAGACGAGGGAUUGACAAAGGAUGACGAAACUGAAUCCGACGAAGAUCUCGACGGCAAUCUCAAUACCGCACAAAAAAAUUGGCAGCGGGCAAUCAGCAUCGCAAAACAAGCAACAGGAAGCGAAGAAUCCGCAGCGGAUGGUACAGAUGAUGGGGCCUCCCAUCGUUCAGGCGCAAAGGCCUCGGCUUGCCCGCACAAAAUGAUGGGCCUGGAAUACUUCCUGGAAAUGGUCGAUUCCAAGCACCGUCAUGGCAGCAACUUGCGAGCUUACCACGCCGCAUGGAAGGAAUCGCCAUCCAACCAAAAUUUCUUCUACUGGCUGGAUCACGGGGAGGGCAAGAAUGUAGAGCUUCCACAGUGCACCCGGGAGCAACUGGAAAAGGACCAAGUUCGUUAUUUGACUCCAAGCGAGCGAUUCAAUUACUUGGUCGAGAUCGACGACGCAGGUUUGUUGAGGUGGGCGAAGAAUGGUGAGCUUGUUGAAACGGACAGUAGCCGGUUUCAGGAUAGCUUACAUGGGGUGGUUCGAAUCGAAGAACAUGAGGCCAGCAAUCAAGAGGAUUCUACUCAGCACACUAACGAGCUAGCAGUACCCGCUCCAGCCUCUGCGGACGUACCGCCCUCCGAUGUGGUCAUCAGCAACACAGACACCAAGAACCCGAAUGUAUCCGCCAAGGAAGAUUACGAACUGGACAAGGCUGUGAAGAAUUUCUCAAAAAUCCGACCCGCUGUGGUUUAUGACCAUUUUGCUGGCGGACUGUCUAUCAAGAACGGCAUGUGGAUUUUUGUGGCAGAUACCUCUUUCCGAAUUUACAUUGGAAUUAAGGCGCCAGGAGCCUUCCAGCACAGCUCAUUUUUACGAGGAGGAAGGAUAUCUGCCGCGGGUUUGAUCAAGACCCGGAAUGGACAGAUCCGUGGCUUUGCACCGUUGAGCGGUCAUUAUCGUCCUCAUCUUUCCAACUUUCGCGCGUUCCACCGUUCGCUUCACGAACGUGGUGCCGAUCUGUCGCGAGUGUCGAUGACCAAAUCCUAUGCCAUCCUAGCUGGAGUCGAAGGAUGGACACGGACCAAACGAAAGGUCAAGGGUGCGAAAAGGAAGCUGGGGGAAGCCAAGCAAAAAAUAAACCUCACCCAUGCUCGCUCGGACAAGCCCACGGACGAGCCUGCUCGGUGA